AGAUCCGCAGCCAAGAGCUGGCCCGAGAUGGAUGGAUCUGAUGGAUGUUGGAGCUUCAGGUGGCGGGCCUCGACGGCCAUAGCUUGACUUUCACCCUGCCAGAGGCGAGCCUAGCCAGAGAGCUGUUGAGGCUGGUGCGCUCCAGGCUGCCGCCCAGACCAGGUGCGACCCCGGCGCUUUUCCACCAGAAUCGGCGGCUCUCACUAUCUAAGACGCUGGAGGAGCAGGGUGUCACUUCAAGCACCCUGCAGUAUGUCUACGUUCAGGUGGAUGUGUUGCAAGCGUGGAGGAUAUUGAGUGGCACUGCCUUGGAGGGAAGUGAAGCAGCCUUGGAAGGUCUCACACAGAUAACCUGUGGGAAUCGAAAGGUCCUAGAGAGCGUGACUCUGCCAAGCAGUCUGCGCAGUCUGACCUUUGGAGAGAUUUUUGAUUACGGCCUGGAGCACGUGCAGUUUCCAAACUGUUUGCAGAGCUUGGCCUUCGGCAUGCACUUCAACCAGAGCUUGAAACAAGCGAAUUUGCCCAACAGCCUUCAGAGCCUGUCCUUGGGCUUUCAGUUUAACUUGAGCCUGGAAGGCGUGACUUUUCCGAGUGGACUGCAGAGCCUGACCUUCAGCUACUGGUUCAACCAAAGCUUGGAAGGGGUGAAGCUCCCCGGAAACCUGCGGAGCCUGACCUUCAAGCACGCCUUCAACCAAAGUCUGGAGAACGUGGAGCUGCCGCAGAAUCUUCGGAGCUUAACCUUUGGGCACUGCUUUAACCAGAGCCUUCAGAAGGUCCGGCUCCCCCCCAACCUUUCCAGCCUUACCUUUGGCGCGGGGUUUGACCAGGGCUUGGAGUUCCCGCUCCCCAGCCAGCUGGAGAGUCUUGCGCUGGGAGGUGCCUUGAGAGGGAGCCUGGAGCGGCUGAGUGUGCUCAGCGCCUUAGGCGCCCUGCACGGCUUGACCUUCAGCUACUGCUUCAACCAGAACUUGGGCUCCGUGAAUUUCCCGGCCAACCUUCGCAGCCUGACCUUUGGCGACGAUUUUAAUGAAAGCCUGGAGAGCCUGAACUUUCCGAGCAACCUGCAGAGCCUGACCUUGGGGUCUGAGUUCAACCAGAGCCUGGAGCGGGUGAACUGGCCAAAGUGCUUGCAGAGCUUGAAGGUUGGAAGCUUGAGAAAUCAAAGGUUUGAUCGAGCGAACUUGCCUGCACAGCUGAAGAGCCUGUCCUUUGCAGACGGCUUUAACCAAAGCGUAGAUCACGUGAACUGGCCAAGGCUGCAGAAACUGACCUUCGGCCGCAGUUUCAACCAAAGCUUGGAGCAUGUGAAGCUCCCAACCAGCCUCCAGCUGUUAAGCUUCGGGCACGAGUUCAACAAGAGCUUCCAUGGCAUCAAGCUCCCUAACCUGCAAAGCUUGACCUUCGGGGCCCACUUCAACCAACUGUUGGAGGGGGUCUUCUUGCCGAGCCUUCAGAGCUUGACAUUUGGCGCAUGCUUCAACCAGAGCCUGGAGCGAGUGGAGCUGCCCAGCAGCCUUCAAAGCCUCAUUUUCGGCUUGCACUUCGACCAGAGCCUGGAGCGCAUCAACUUGCCAGAUGGCUUGCAGGACCUGGUGCUGGGGAGCAUGUUCAGGAGCCUGGCUUCGGUGAGGUUGCCUGCAGGCCUGCAGAGCUUGAGCGCGGAGGGCAACCAAAGCUUGGAGGGGGUGAAUUUGCCCAGCACCUUGCAGAACUUGAAGCUCGGCGGGUUCCGGCACAGCUUCGAGGGGCUGAAGCUGCCUGGCCUUCGCAGCUUCCAAUGCAGAGGCGUCCUCGCCUGCUGCUAGCGGUAAGCCACCGCAAACCCGAAGAAUGAAAACCGAUCACUCGAAUGUAGGAUCGAUCCAGAUCGAUCCAGAAGGAAGCCUUCAAAUAGUC
Molecule: messenger RNA, 1899 nt
Organism: Effrenium voratum
Lineage: Eukaryota; Dinophyceae; Suessiales; Symbiodiniaceae
Source: the annotation of a GenBank genome assembly